AUGCCAUGGGAGAAAGAUGAGAUUAUUCAGUUUCGGAGGACGAAAAAGGAGAAGGCCGUGACUACUGCGGAUUUGACUCUUGAUAAGGCAUUGCUAAGGAGAUUAAGAACUGAUGCUGCUAGAAUGAGAACUUGGGUGAAGGUUAAGAAAGCUGGUGUUACUCAAGCUGUUGUUGAUGAAAUUAAACGCAUUUGGACUAGAAGUGAGCUUGCCAUGGUUAAAUUUGAUAUCCCAUUGUGCCGGAAUAUGGAUAGAGCUCGAGAAAUUGUCGAGUUUAAGACUGGAGGCUUGGUUGUCGGGAGUAAGAAAGAUACGCUUGUCAUUUACCGAGGCCAAAAUCAUCAGAUCACUCCUAAAGUUUCAGGAAAGAUUUAUACAAGAUACUAUCACAGACAAAACGCAAACCAUCACGGAAUCAAUUUGUUGCAGUCAGAAACCAAGGACAAUCUUUACGAGUUUGACUUCCAUCAAAGUGGUGCUCAUGACAUGUUGAGGUGGAAAGCUGGUAGUGGAGACUUUGCAGUAACUGAUAUCCAUAACGAAGAAGAUGUGAAUUGCCAAACUGUGACUGGAUCCUUGUAUGAGAGGGAAACUGAUAGGUUACUGGAUGGCUUAGGACCCCGCUUCAUUGAUUGGUGGAUGCACAAGCCACUCCCAGUAGAUGGUGACUUACUUCCAGAAGUGGUUCCUGGAUUUGAGCCUCCAUUUAGGCUUUCUCCACCUUAUGCUAAUUCAAAACUGACGGAUAAUGAACUUACGUACUUGAGGAGGCUUGCUCACCCUUUGCCGGUCCAUUUUGUUCUUGGUAGGAACAGAAGACUACAGGGCUUGGCUUCUGCAAUUUUGAAGUUGUGGGAAAAGAGCCUUAUAGCAAAAAUUGCUGUGAAGUACGGAGUUCUUAAUACUGACAAUGAAAAAAUGGCCAAUGAGCUGAAGCGUCUUACAGGAGGAACCCUGUUGCUGCGUAAUAAGUUUUAUAUAAUACUUUAUAGGGGCAAGGACUUCCUUCCUAGAAGAGUUACAGCUUUGGUGGAAAAGAGAGAAGAAGAGCUUAACGGCUGUCAACUUCACGAAGAAGUUUCACGGCUGAAAGCAGUUGAGGCUUUUUCACCAAUUGAUGAACCACAGCAGAACACUAGUACAAGUGGUACCUUAUCAGAGUUCAAGAAAAUCCAAAGAACGAUUUGGUAUGCCAAAAACGUCCAUGAAGAUGUAAAUGUUCAACUGGAAGCUGAAAUAGUCAGAUUGGAGAGGGAAUUGAAAAGGGGAAAGCGCCAACUAUUCAUACUUAAUAAGAAAAUAGAGAACUCAACAAAGGAAUUAUCAAAGUUAAAUGCUGCUUUUACACCUUCUGAGAAGGACUCAGACCUGGAAAUAAUGACAGAGGAAGAGAGACAAUGUUUCCAGAAGAUAGGACUGAAGAUGCGCAGUUGCUUAGUGCUUGGCAGGCGUGGGAUCUUUGAUGGUGUAUUGGAGGGCAUACAUCAGCACUGGAAGCACAGAGAAGUAGUAAAGAUCAUUACAAUGCAGAGAGUGUUUGGGCAGGUCAUCAACACAGCAACAUCUCUCGAGGCAGAAAGUGGUGGGGUUCUAGUUUCUGUUGAUAAAUUAAAAGAAGGCCAUGCAAUAAUUAUUUACCGUGGAAAAAACUAUAGACGGCCUUCAGAAAAGGGGACAAAAAAUCUUCUAACGAAAAGAGAAGCAUUGCGUAGAUCUAUUGAAAUGCAGAGAAUUGGAUCAUUGAAGUUUUUUGCACAUCAAAGACAGCAGAGAAUCGCAGAUUUGAAGCUCAAACUGGCAGAUCUCCAGCAGAGAAAGGAAGUUGAGCAGAGGCAUAAAGAAAAUUAAUAUACAAAUAUACACAUCCCACUGGUUUGCUCUUAAUUUGUCUGCAAAUUCUGGGGGACAAGAAAUAGGAAAAUUUCUCCCAAGCAUUAGUGUAUAGCAUAUUUUUGCGAGUGAUUUUGUGGGAUAUUCAAGGGUUGGCUUUGGAGGAACUGUUAAGGAUUGAAGGGGUCCUCCUAACAUUUCUACCACUUUAC
This is a messenger RNA of Neltuma alba, 2042 nucleotides long. Its product is annotated as chloroplastic group IIA intron splicing facilitator CRS1, chloroplastic-like. The coding region runs from base 1 to 1848 and encodes 615 amino acids. The transcript has 9 exons. The record is from RefSeq and is a predicted model, not a curated record. Lineage: Eukaryota; Viridiplantae; Streptophyta; Magnoliopsida; Fabales; Fabaceae. Gene Ontology annotation, molecular function: mRNA binding. Gene Ontology annotation, biological process: RNA splicing, via transesterification reactions.